UCUUUAGCUGUGUAUAGUGAGUUUACCAGAAGCGACGCUGGUAUACCUCGGAGGGAGAGAUACAUUGGGACUGUUAAAUUCGGUUUCGUUUGGUGAAAGGCUUGGCUGCUUGAGGCGCUCACGGUGAACUUGCGUCAGUGUGGCUAAGUGUUGCAGCCACCACAGUAGUUGUCAACAGUAGGUGGAUAGACGGUUUCAUUUGCAACUUUGAGUUUGGUUCCUUGAAACACAAGGGUGUGAAAAAGUUGCUCUGGUGGUAGAGCAACUAUUUGACCAAGUUGAUUUGACCACCAGUCCGUUGUUUUGACCACGAGCCCGUUUUUUGAACACCAGCCCGUUGAUUUGAUCACCAGCCUGUUAUUUUGACCACCAGCCUGUAGUCUUGACCAGAUGCCAUUAACACAAGGCUGGUUUAAUUACAGGUCAGGACACCUUGAUUACAAGACACGUGUUGUGACCAUACCCAAGCAGCGGGAAGAAGCAUGAGUGAGUAUAACGUUUACUCAAGAGAUGAACAACGUUAUGAAACGUUGCUCCGUUAAACGUUGCUUUCCCAGCUUUGCCCAGAGAGUAGUUGUGGUAGUUUAACUACACGUAACGUCCCAGUGGACACAAUAUCUAAGAUUAACGUCGAUUUAACGUUAUUCAGAUACAAGGUGUGUUUACCGUAAACGAGAUGUUGUCUAACAUUAGACUUUUUGUUGUAAUUUUUUCCGAUGCGACGUUUAAUUUCUAAUAUUUAACAAUAGCCUCGAUGUAUUUAGUCUUCAGACCCGAUGUUUCGACCAUAAUCUCAACAGCUUGAGGAAAAUAUCUGACGUGUAAACCUUGAACUCGGGGAUUUGACUAAUGGUUUAGUUUCUCCUCACUUUCAUAAUUCAAAGCUUUUCUUGCAACCAAUCCAAAUUUAGAGGCUGGAUUGAUUCAUGCGACAUAAAUCAUUUAAUUGCUAUAAACAUGUAUAACUGUAUGCGCGUGUUAGAGUGAUUGAAUAUAAAUUCUCGCAAUUUGACAGCAAAAAGAGUCGUGUUGUAUAUAUAUAUAUAUAUAUUGGCUUUUUGUCAAGCAGUUUCUAAACUUCUUCCCAAAUUUUGACAGGCUGCCUCGGGAUGGCAGCCUGUCAAAGCCAGGCGGGGAUCCUUCAGCUUGUCAAAGGCAAGAGGGCCUCCUCAGCCUGUCAAACGAAUGAGGGGCCCACCUCAACCUGUCAAAGGCAGGAGGCCCUAGGGGCCCCCAGAGUGAUCCAAUCUUAAAAAAAAAAAAAACACUGAACAAAGGUAUCUAAUUUCAUACCAGGAGCAGACGGACUCUCUUUGAAUCUAUUUUAAAUAGAUAACAUGUAAUAUCGAACAAAUUAUAUUGGUGAAAAUACGUCAAAAAAGCACAAGCAGACUAUUUUUGUACCAAAGGAGGUUCACUGUUAUAUUAUUUGGAAGAUCUUUAGAUGUGAGGAGAAGCCCUCGUGAUGAGAGGAGAUACAAAAAAGACUGUUUGAUUCAUCAAGGUUCAUCUCCGGGUUGACAGGCAAGAGAACAUCAUCUUGCCGGAACCAUCACCAGCAUCAACAAUGACGCUGGAUAUCAAGAUGCUCCCUAUGAAAAUUCAUUAUUUUAUACGUUUUGCAGGUACCGGCCCACUCACGUCCUUCCUGCCUGUCAUAGCCAGACAGAAGGGGGUGUCGGAACAGACAGUCGGCAUGAUAUGGACAGUGCUGCCCUUCCUCAGCCCCGUGACCAAAACGUCUGCCGGUGCGAUAGCCGACUGCUCGAAGGGACAUCGUGCAGUGUUUUUAGGAGGUAUCGUCGUGAUGUUGGUAGCCCUCACGGGGUUAUACUGGACCCCCGAUAUUCCUACACACUGCUUCAACGCUACGCUCAUCAAGCCUCCUGGAGACUUCGCGGACUUGCAGAAUUCUACGAACUCCCAGAAGGGUUCCGCGACCAGCAGCAGCACGACGCUCGACCAUCUUGCGAAGCUUCACAACGGAGAAAGUGGCACCAGUAACACUGGAGGUUCCGUUUUGUCUAGUUACGGAGAGAACGCUGCCUCAUCUAACCUCUCCAUAGAACUCCAAGAACACGAGCUGUGUUCUUCACUCCAGGGACACAUAGAGUACCUGUCUGCCGGGGAGCUGGCGAAGCGCUACGAGUUCUGGGGGUUGUUUGCGUGCCUCCUGCUGCAGUACUGCGGCCACGUCGUCGUCAUCACCCUGCAGGAGACCGUCUGCUUCCAGAUGCUCGGAGCUGCCCACCACAAGUACGGUCAACAGCGCCUGUGGGGUACUGUAGGCUGGGGCCUCUCUGCCAUGGUAUCUGGAGCCCUCGUCGACUGGUACUCUAAAGGGCUGCAUAAGAAGGACUACUGGCCCGCUCACGUGUUGACCGCGGCGUUCCUGCUCACCGACCUGCUAGUGGUGGGUCGCCUGCGGUUCUCCGUCCCCGACAGGAAGAUGACACCCGCUGCCAUCCACGGGGCGCUGUGGCGUCCUCAGGUCCUCCUCAUACUGGCGAGCAUAGUGAUCAUAGGCUCAACCUGUGGCAUGUUGUGGACCUUCCAAUUCCUGCUGGUGGAGGACGUGGCCCUCCUGUGGGACCCGGACUUCCCGCAUCUCAAACUCCUGCUGGGGCUGUGUCAGGGAGUCCAGUGCUUUCUGGCCGAGGUUCCCUUCUUUUUCAUGGCAGGUCGCAUCAUUCAGAGGUUCGGGCACGUCAACACCUUGCUCAUGUCGCUGGUGGGGUUCGCGCUCCGCCUCAACCUCUACUCCGUCAUCACCAACCCUUGGUGGUUCCUGCCGGCUGACCUCCUCCACGGCGUCUCCUUCGGCAUCGCCUACCCGUGCCUCACCUCCUACGCCAGCGUCGUGUCACCCAAGGGCGCCGCCGCCACCGUACAGGGCAUCUUCGGCGCUGCCUUCUUCGGCGGCACUGGUCUCGGGGCUCUGGUCGGCGGGCGGUUGUUCCAGGAUCUGGGUGGACGCAGGGCCUUCCUGACGGUGGGCGUCUUCAGCGGCGUCUACGCCCUGGUCUUCACGGCGACCCACGCCCUCAUCACCCGUGGGCGUCCUGGAGAGCCCUCGAACAUCGAUACCACACCAGUGUGUGAAGAGGGAGUCCAGGAGAGGAGAGCGGAGGAGACGUUAAGGAAGGAUGAAGAGAGACUAGAAGAAGAAGAACUCAAGAAUGGGAUGACGGAGGAAGAAGCGGAAGACAAGGAAAUGGAGAAGCUGUAACUAGUUGAAAGCAAUAACUGAGAAAUGCCUCGUCGCUCACACCAGUCAGCCCUCAGACGACGGGAGGUCGUCCUCUCUGGGUCGUCUCCAGUGGGUCGUCUUCAGUGGGAUCCCAACGGCAACACAUUAAAUUUUACAGCAAGAACUAACAUUUGUACGAACAAUUAGAAAUUGCAAAAAACAAAACAAAAUAAGACUUAUGGCGUGUGUGUGUGUGUGUGUUUGUCCUGUGAUAUGUAAAACAACUUGUGGUUUUAUAUAGACGGAAGAUAUUACAUUUAUCUUAUAUAUGGACAUUAAAGGUUACUGACCUUGCAA
Molecule: messenger RNA, 3547 nt
Organism: Procambarus clarkii (red swamp crayfish)
Lineage: Eukaryota; Metazoa; Arthropoda; Malacostraca; Decapoda; Cambaridae
Product: major facilitator superfamily domain-containing protein 6
Cellular component (GO): membrane
Molecular function (GO): transmembrane transporter activity
Source: RefSeq, a predicted model, not a curated record